AGUACAUACUCACUCGCUCAAACUGUUAGCCGACGUCUGUAUGUCAAUAUGGCGUCAGACUACUCGCUGCAGCAGACACUCGACUGGGAAAUCAGAGACAAAAUUGUAAUAGGCGAGGAGCUCGGGCGUGGAUCGUACGGAACAGUGUGCGAAGGUGAGUGGAAAGGCGCUCGAGUAGCAGUCAAAACGGUUCACGACAUUUUCGUGGAGGUUGGGCUUCCGAGGAAUGACGUUGCGGCAUUUCUAGAGAAAUUUGAAUUAGAAUGGCAGACAAUGAAAUAUUUGAGGCAUCCAAACGUCGUACAAUUGUUUGGAGUGAGCACUCUGAACAGUAAACAGCCAAAAAUGAUUAUGGAAAUGUUAGAUGAAAGUCUCCAGCGUCGCCUCGAAGGCACCAAUCCUCUUUCACCAAUGAAGAAACUUCAUGUUUUGAAAGGAAUUGCAUGUGGGCUUCGAUAUUUGCAUGAGCUUCCCUGUCCAGUCAUUCAUCGUGAUCUUUCCAGUAAAAACAUUCUCUUGUCUGAUGAUGCCCGGCAUGUGAAAAUUGGUGAUUUGGGUGUGGCCAAGGUUCUUUCUGAGAUGCACUGUGCUCGAGGCACAGUCAUGCCGGGUACAGAGCUCUAUAUGCCGCCUGAAACUCGUUCAGAGACUCUGCCUCAUCCAAGUCUUGACAUCUUCUCAUUCGGAGUCAUUAUGAUUGAGACUAUUGUCAAUUGUUUGCCAUCGCCUCUUCCUUUGCUAACUCGGGAUCCUAAUGACUCGACCAAGUAUUGCGUGCUAACUGAACUGGAGAGACGAGAGAAAGAUUUGAAGCAAGUGCCGAAAGAUCACAUUUUGUACUCAACCAUAUGUGCAGCACUCGAUUUGCCAGAAAAUCGACCAUCAGCUGCUGAAAUCCUAGAAUCGCUAUCAAAGUACAAACAGAAGAUAGGAGGAAGUGAUGACAAACACCAUUCUAGUGAGCUUCAACAAUGUAAGCUGAAGGUCGAUGAGUUAGUUGCAAGUAAAGAAAGAAUGCAGAGCGAAAUUGGACAACUUAAGACUCAAGUCCUUAAACUGCAGGAUGAGAACAAACAACUUCGCUUCGAAGCUACUGCAAUGAAAGCUGCAAAUUUGUUGCCACAGCUGCAGACUAGUGAAACUUCUAAUCUUUCUCAAUAUCCUGUUAAUCAGCCAGAUGUUGGUAAUCGUUUGAAGAUCACAGAAACACAAACUCCUCAUCAUGCUAGUGAACCAGUAGAAUUUAUUCAGCUCCCGCUAUUGAUGCCCACAACUAAUGAACAAUCUUCUAGACUGGUGCUGCCAAAGAUUCGUUCUGAACGAGUAGAUGUUGAUAGUGAUAUUAUCAAGUAUGUCACUACUCUUGACAAUGCUGUUGGAGCUUUGUUGUCACUCAAUCAUCGUGUCACUGAUGAUUUUAACUAUUACGAAGUUUGCAUUAUUAGUUCUGGUCACAGGGGAACCAUUGGUGUUGGAUUUGCUAGAAACAACUACCGGCUUAAUCGCCAACCAGGUUGGGAUUGUGGAUCAGUGGCUUACCAUUGUGAUGAUGGAAUGGUGUACAGUGGAUCAGGAGGAAGGGAUCGCUUGCAGCAACCUUCUAAAUCGGGAGAUGUUAUUGGUUGUGGUAUUAAUAGAAUUUCUGGGUCUGAUCCGAAUUGUGCCGUUGCUUUCUUUACACGAAAUGGUAUCCUCAUUGGACAGAAGGCAGUCUCCAUACCUGAGGGAGGAUUUUACCCAAUGGUUGGGAUGCACAGUCGUGGAGAAAUUGUUCGAGUCAAUUUUAGUGCCACGUGGUGCAAUGAAUCAACUCAUUUGCCUGUGAAUUCUAUCAUACCGAGUCUUUCAGUGAGAUAUGAACGUAUUGAUGUAGAUGGGGAUAUGAUUUCGUAUGCAGCAGGUGCAGGAGAUGAAGUGGCUGUGUAUCAGAUGAUGGGCUGUCGUAUGGACAGUCACUUUUCGUACUAUGUUGUUCGAAUUGUCAAAUAUGGUACUCAAGGAACCAUCGCAAUUGGUCUUGCGAGACGUAAUUAUUCACUCAACAGACAACCAGGAUGGGAUAGUGGCUCAAUAGGAUAUCACUGCGAUGAUGGUAUUGUCUACCACACAUUAUCAGACAAUGACCAAUGUUAUGGUUGUGCUCAGGAAGGCGAUCUGAUCGGUUGUGGUAUUAGUAAAUUUGUGGCACCAAAUGAACAACAGGCAAUCAUUAUCUUUACUAAAAAUGGAAUUAAGAUGGGAGAGGUCAAGGUUGAUGUUCCUCAAGGUGGCCUAUACCCGACAGUCGGACUCCACAGUGUUGGUGAAGUCAUCCAGGUUGAUCUGACAGCAACAUACUGUGAAUCAACUUUUCAGACAGAGUCCAUAAAACUCAAUACUCCAGCAAGUCCACAUAGUGUUAUUCCACCACCGUAUUUCUCGCUUUAUCCAACUGCCCCUCGUUCGAUCCGCUCUCAACUUGUAGAAGUGACAGGAAACACUGUGUCGUACACAAAGCAUGUAACCAAUGAUGUUGGUGUCUUUCAAUCAUUAAGUCACCAGAUUGGAAUGAAUUUCUUCUACUUUGAAGUUCGUAUAGUGAACUAUGGUGCUGAAGGAUACAUUGGUGUUGGUCUUGCUGGAGAUAACUAUCCACUAAAUUGUCAACCAGGAUGGGAAAGAGGAUCAAUCGGUUAUCACUGUGACGAUGGCAAGCUGUACUAUGAGACUGGAUUUGGUCAGCCAUUCCACCAACCUGCCCAAGAAGGAGACGUCAUUGGGUGUGGUGUGCAUAACAUUAUUCAAUCAAAAAAGUCUCCAACAGCUGUAGUUUUCUUCACACGAAAUGACAUGAAGUUGGGAGAGAUUACUGUCCCUAUACCAGAAGGAGGGUUUUAUCCAACUGUAGGAUUACACUCUCGAGGAGAAGUCAUUGAAGUUGACUUUCAAUCCAAAUGGAGAGACAUCACUCAACACAAGCAAGAUAUACGCCAUGAGCGAGUUCUAGUGGUCGGCAAUGACAUUUCCUACAUUGAUACCAGAAUGAAUGAUGUCGGAGUGUAUCAAUUAACUGGUCAUACAAUGAGCAGUUCUUUUGUCUAUUACGAAGUCACCGUUGUAAAGCGUGGUCGCAAAGGAACCAUUGCUGUUGGCCUCGCACAUCCCGAAUACUCUUUAGCUAAACAACCAGGUUGGGAAACAGGGUCUGUUGCAUAUCAUUGUGAUGAUGGUAAACUGUAUUGUGAAUCAAGCUUUGGAAAAGCAUGUCACACACCUGCAAAUGAGGGUGAUGUCAUUGGCUGUGGUAUUAGCUCAUUUAGUGAAUCUUCUCGCCAGUUAACCGUGUUUUUUACUCAAAACGGAAGAAAAUUUGGUGAAAUACUAGUAGCUGUACCACGUGGAGGACUCUGUCCUACAGUGGGACUCCACAGUGCAGGCGAAGUUGUGAAGGUGAACACGAAUGCCAAAUGGAAGAGACCUGUCAUCACUCCAUGUCGUUAUGAGAGGGUGGAAGUGAAUGGGAAAAGAUUGUGGUAUGUUGGAAAUGCGAGAAACGAUGUCGGAGUGUAUCAAGCCAUCAACCAUCCUAUGAACUCACAACAGUCAUACUAUGAAGUACACAUCAUAAGCACUGGAGCUCGGGGUACGAUUGCUGUUGGUGUGGCUGCAAAGAGCUACUCUCUCGAUCAACAGCCUGGAUGGUUGAAAGGAUCGGUUGCUUAUCACUGUGAUGAUGGUAAGCUCUAUAAAGAGUCAGGUCAGGGCAUGCGUUUUCAUCAUGCAGCACGUUCGGGUGAUUUGAUUGGCUGUGGAAUCAAUCUCUUCAAAGGCUCGUUUUCAAAGCAGGCAACAGUAUUCUUUACACACAAUGGAGUGAAGAUCGGUGAAACGGUGAUCACUGUUCCUCGGGGUGGAUUCUACCCAACAGUCGGCCUUCACAGCAGAGAUGAAGUUGUACAAAUAGAGACGGGAGCUCAGUGGCCCAAGGACAGUCGUUAUCGAAUAGAGACUGUUCAUGUUGACGGUAAUCGGAUCUCGUAUAUUGAAAACAAAAGGAGGGAAAUGGGCUGUUAUCAAGUACUUGAGAAGCACAUGGACCAGGAGGGAAGUUGUUUUGAAGUAGAGAUAGUCAACUAUGGGACUCAUGGCUACAUUGGCAUAGGAAUAGCUCGAAGAGAUUACCCUCUUGAUGAAAUGCCCGGAUGGAAACCUGGAUCAAUUGCCUAUCAUUGCGAUGAUGGAAAACUGUUUCAAGGAACAGGUAUUGGCAAGAUGUUUUCGUCACCUGCUACCCAAGGCGAUGUAAUUGGCUGUGGAGUGAACAAGGUCGUCCAUUCAGAUUCCAAGACAAUGGAGGUCUACUUCAUAAAGAAUGGUACAAUGAUGGGAACUGGUGUUAUAGGGAUCUCAGAAGGAGGCUUUUCCCCGAUAGUUGGUUUCCAUACUGAGAACGGAAGUGUAAAACCAAAUGUGCAAAGUCCAACUGUGGCUCUUACUACACAUCCCCAGUUUCGAUAUUCAAAUGUUCAAAUUGAAGCAACUCGCUUGUCAUAUGCUGGGAACCAAGGAAAUCAACCGAUAGGCCUUUGUCAGUUCAUAUCUAGAAAGAUGGAUGAGCAUUUCAACUACUUUGAAAUGACAAUCGUUAGUGCUGGUAUUGAUGGUGCCAGUGGUAUUGGUGUCACACGUAAAGGCUAUCCCCUCGAUGCAAUGCCAGGAUGGCAAGAAGGCUCCUAUGGAUUUCAUGGCGAUGAUGGUCAUCUGUUUUAUGGCAAUAGCGGCAAGGGUCACGAAUUAAGUACACCUGUAGAAGUGGGAGAAGUCGUCGGUUGUGGGCUUAAUUUUAGUCAAGAACCUCCCAAGUUAUUCUUUACUCGAAAUGGCCAAAAACUUAUACAAUUUGCCAUAGACUUUCCAGAGGACGGACUCUACGCAACAGUUGGAAUGCACAAUGCAGGUGAAGCAGUCGAUCUGAAUGUAUCUGUUAAUUGGCUGGGGCACGACUAAGCAUACAAUAAUCACCAACUUCUUGACAUAGGACUUCUUGUUCAUAGAGACAUUGUCAAACAGUUUUAGCAGACUGUUGAUCUUAGAUAU
This is a messenger RNA of Corticium candelabrum, 5076 nucleotides long. RefSeq lists its product as uncharacterized. The transcript has 2 exons. The record is from RefSeq and is a predicted model, not a curated record. Gene Ontology annotation, molecular function: ATP binding; protein kinase activity; protein binding. Bases 49 to 4986 code for a protein of 1645 amino acids. NCBI's taxonomy places the organism in Eukaryota, Metazoa, Porifera, Homoscleromorpha, Homosclerophorida, Plakinidae. Gene Ontology annotation, biological process: protein phosphorylation.